GAUGUUUCAAAUAUGAGAGUGCCCAUUAGUUUCCACGUAAAUCACCAUGACGCGACAAAUCUAGAAUCGUGUCAAAACUCCAUCAAUACAAUAAUAUAUAUUUCAAGGGCAAUUUCGACAUUACGUUAACUCAAUGAUUAAUAUCCAUGGACCUCUAUAUAAAGACUACUACACCUUAGACGAUCAAAACAACCACAACUCUCAAUCUCGCAUUUCCUUUCUUGACACGUAAAAAUGACAGAAAUGCCCUCAUACAUGAUCGAGAACCCAAAGUUCGAGCCUUACAAGCCAAAGAAACGACGUUAUUACACUUCUUCGAUGCUUACCAUCUUCUUAUCGAUCUUCACAUACAUUAUGAUCUUUUACGUUUUCGAAGUAUCACCAUCUUCGGUCUUCAAAGACACAAAGGUCUUGUUCUUCAUCUCCAAUACUCUCAUCCUCAUAAUCGCCGCCGAUUAUGGUGCCUUCUCUGAUAAAGAGAGUCACGACUUUUACAGUGAAUACAAAGCCGCCACCGCAACGAUGAGAAGCCGUGCUGAUUACUACUCUCCGAUUCCCGUUUCAAGACAGAGAGAAAACCUUAGAGAUGCAAAAAUCAAGAACCCUAAAGAAGAAGAAGAAGGAGUACCGAUGGUGAAAGAGAUCGUUUACGUUUAUCCUCCCGAGAAAAUAGUGACAGUGGUGAACGAGGAGAAACCGAGAGACGUUUUAGCUAUCGAGAAUUUCAAACAGGUUACAGAUCAAACUGUUGCUAGCGAAGAAGCUUGUGACGCAAGAAACCAUGUGAACCCUAAUAAACCGUACGGGCGAAGUAGAUCAGAUAAGCCACGGAGAAAGAGGCUCAGCGAAGGUACAGAGACGACCAAACGUAAAAGUUAUGGUCGAAGGAAAUCAGAUUGCUCGACAAGGAUGGUUAUUCCGGAGAAGUGGGAAAAUGUUAAAGAAGAAUCUGAAGAGUUUUCAAAAUUGUCCAACGAGGAGUUAAACAAACGAGUCGAAGAAUUCAUCCAACGGUUCAAUAGACAGAUCAGAUCACAAUCAUCACGAGUUUCGUCUACUUGAUUUGAAUUGCUCCUAGUAGUAUAUAAUUAAUUUAGUUAGAAUUCUUUUUAAAGUUUUGUUAGUAUAGACUAGAGUACUGUUUUCAAAACUUGGUGAUGAGAUGACUUUUUUUUUGCAGUCGUCAGUGUAAAUUAAUAUAAGAAUGUGAAAAGGUAACUGAAGUAGUGGUCCGUUGUAAGAAAAGUCUAUAUAAACGCCUUAUGGGAAAAAAAAAACAUUAU
Arabidopsis lyrata subsp. lyrata is the source of this 1283-nucleotide messenger RNA. RefSeq lists its product as uncharacterized. Bases 235 to 1062 code for a protein of 275 amino acids. The record is from RefSeq and is a predicted model, not a curated record. The transcript has a single exon. Lineage: Eukaryota; Viridiplantae; Streptophyta; Magnoliopsida; Brassicales; Brassicaceae.